AUGGCUACAGUGCGAAUCUGCGUUUGUGGUGAUGAGGGCACUGGCAAGUCCAGUCUCAUCACCUCCCUUGUGAAGGGGGUGUUCGUCACAAACAAAAUCCAGCCUAUCCUACCUCAAAUUACCAUCCCUCCCACGAUCGGUACCCCCGAGAAUGUCACGACAACGACGGUGGUGGACACCUCCGCUCUUCCGCAGGAGCGCAAUAAUCUGGCCAGAGAGAUCCGGAAGUCCAAUGUAAUCCUACUCGUAUAUUCGGACCAUUACAGCUAUGAGAGAGUCGCUCUAUUCUGGUUACCAUACUUUCGUUCUCUAGGGGUCAAUGUCCCCGUGGUACUAUGUGCGAACAAGUCCGAUCUCGCCGCAGAUCAUACCGAGGCCCAGGUCAUUGAGGAGGAAAUGCUACCAUUGAUGGCGGAGUUCAAAGAAAUCGACUCUUGCAUCCGCACCAGCGCUCGUGAACAUCGAAAUGUCAACGAAGCCUUCUUUCUCUGUCAGAAAGCAGUGACUCAUCCGAUUGCGCCGUUGUUUGACUCCAAGGAAUCCUCCCUAAAGCCGGCAGCCAUUGCAGCGUUGCAGCGAAUAUUCUACCUCUGUGAUAAGGAUAGGGAUGGUUAUCUGUCUGAUAAAGAGAUCAAGGAUUUUCAAAUGAGAUGCUUUGAGAAGCCAUUGAGUGAGGAGGAUUUGGUUCACAUUAAGGAGACCAUUCAGAGAACGCACCCUCAUUCAGUGACACCCUCAGGCAUCGAUUGCCGCGGAUUUUUGCAGCUGAACAAAAUGUAUGCGGAAAAGGGUCGACAUGAGACUGUUUGGAUUAUCCUACGAGCCUUCCAAUACACAGACAACCUAUCGCUACAGGAGAACUUCCUUCACCCGAGGUUUGACGUACCCCCUUAUGCGUCGGCUGAGCUUUCGCCAGAGGGAUAUCGAUUCUUUGUGAACCUCUUCCUGCUUUCAGACAAGGAUAACGAUGGAGGCCUGAACGAUGCUGAGCUAGCAUCGUUGUUCGCGCCCACCCCGGGAUUGCCUGCUUCAUGGGCGGACGGUUCCUUCCCAUCCUCUACCGUCCGCAACGAAGCUGGCCAUGUCACGCUUCAAGGAUGGCUUGCACAAUGGAGUAUGACUACUUUUACGUCGCCUAAAACAACAUUGGAGUAUCUGGCCUACCUGGGAUUCGAGUCGUCCGACCGAAGCAAUCCUUCUACAACAGCAGCCCUUAAAGUUACGCGACCGCGAAAGCGACGCAAGCGUCCUGGCCGUGUGGGCCGCAAUGUUGUUCUUGGUCAUGUCCUUGGAGCUGCAGGCUCAGGUAAAUCUGCACUCCUCGACGCUUUCCUGUCCCGCGGAUUCAGUACUACUUAUCGUCCCACUAUCCAGCCCCGAACUGCUGUGAACACGGUUGAGCUUCCGGGAGGGAAACAGUGCUACCUCAUCCUCGAUGAGCUCGGGGAACUGGAGCCUGCCCUCCUCGAGAAUCAGGUAAAACUGCUGGACCAGUGCGAUGUCAUCGUGUACACGUAUGACUCGUCAGAUCCCGAUUCCUUUGCAUAUAUCCCAGCGCUGCGCGCCAAAUAUCCUCACUUGGAGGAGCUGCCUAGUGUGUUCAUUGCUCUCAAGGCAGACUUGGAUCGGACUACUCAGCGGGCUGAAUAUCAACCCCACGAAUACACUGCUAUGUUGAAUAUGCCGAGCCCUCCCCUUCAUGUCAGUGCCACUUGGAGUUCCAUCCAGGAGGUGUUUGUCCACAUUGCAGAAGCGGCCAUGGAGCCAAGUACGGCCUUCCCGCGGAGUGAGGAAGACGUGGAAGGCAAAUGGAUGGCAUGGGGAAUUGCUCUUGGAGCAGUGGUUUGUGCCGGAGCGGCGGCCGUCAUGAUUUGGCGGAGAGUUAGUGGAAGCGGAGUGUGA
This is a messenger RNA of Aspergillus niger, 1902 nucleotides long. RefSeq lists its product as uncharacterized. Lineage: Eukaryota; Fungi; Ascomycota; Eurotiomycetes; Eurotiales; Aspergillaceae. Gene Ontology annotation, cellular component: mitochondrial outer membrane; plasma membrane. The transcript has 2 exons. Gene Ontology annotation, biological process: mitochondrion organization; signal transduction. Gene Ontology annotation, molecular function: GTP binding; calcium ion binding; GDP binding. The coding region runs from base 1 to 1902 and encodes 633 amino acids. The record is from RefSeq and is a predicted model, not a curated record.